This is a messenger RNA of Paramecium sonneborni, 971 nucleotides long. The record is from the annotation of a GenBank genome assembly. NCBI's taxonomy places the organism in Eukaryota, Ciliophora, Oligohymenophorea, Peniculida, Parameciidae.
AUGAAAAAAAUACUAAAUACUAUUGACAAAUUCGAUAUUUUUGGGGUUCCAAUAAAUCUUUUGACUAAUACUAAGGCUUCUUUAUAUUAAAGUAAGCUUGGUGGAAUAGUUACUCUUAUAAUUGGAAGCAUUAGUUUAACUUAUUUUUUAUAUGUAAUUAUAUAGUGGAUUGAUCAUCAAAUACCUCCUAUUGUAAGUGUUAAAUAAUAAACAAUGUCAUAUGCUGAAUUUGAGUUGUCAAAUUCUAUUAUUGAAUUAGAAUUAUAAGAUUUUUUGGGCGAUGUGGAUCCGUUUAGAAAAGAAAUAAUAUAAUCACACCUAAUUUAUAUCGAAUUUAAGAUACAGCUAUAUUUGAUAAACCAACUCCAUUAUUUAGUAGUAAGGACAAUCCAUAUAAAAUAUCUAUAAGUAAUGGAACAAUUGUUUUAAAUCAUGAUUACACAGGGAAUGAUGACCGCUUAGAAAUGACAUAAUUAUUGCUAGUUUUAGAAGGUUGUUCUAAUUUAACUACUGUAUCUGGAAGUUAUUGUGCUGAUGAAAAAGUAAUAACAGAGUAUUUAUCAAAAUUACAUGGGUUUUUAUUCUUAAAUAUUAAAUUAAAUUAACUCAAGUAUUCUACAGGAGAAUUAGAAGAAAUUAAAAAAUAAUAUUAUACAGCUUUAGAAUUGUCUAGACCUCUAUAUUCAUAGGUAAUGCUUAAAUAAUAAGAAUCUAUUGUUGAUAAUGGAAUAUUAUUUAAUAAUUAUGAAAAUUACUAUUUCUUAAAUAAUUAUGAGAUAAUUCAUUAACAAGUUGAUAAUCUUUUCGCUUCUGAAGUGGUUAGUGUAAUGUCUAAACAAUUUCAUUAAUUCAAAAGUUAUGGUUGUUAUUUAUUUAGAAUUGAUAACAUUUCUGUUUCAGAAACUAUAACAUGUCCAAAAUUAGGUUAAAUUCUAGCUUAAGUUGGAUCAAUUGUGUAGAUAAUAUUUUGA